AUGACGCUGUCUACAAUAGCUGAUGAAAUCCAAAAGUUUGCUCACAAACACGAGACAAGAUUAGAUCACCAUGUCAAUCCACUGGCCAUUCAAUUAUUAGACAACUCCAAAUACAUUAGACGCCGUACGCGUCUGAAACCAUACGACUUAGUUUAAGAAUAUAAAUUAAAGGUAGGAGCUCUUAAUUGGAAGUGUGACUUCAUCAACGUGUAAAGUAUAUAUUACCAUUUAAUAUGUAAGAUAUACCUUGUUAAACAUAUUUAUACAGACCUUCAAAUCGCUUAAAUAAUAAAGCCUCUAGGCAUUUGAAAAUAUUGCCCAGAUUUGCCCAUUUGAAAAAAAUGCGAGGAAAAUCGUGAUGUAUUGACAAAAAAUUGGUUUUUUUACAGCUUUUUAAAUUAUUAAUUUCCAUAGUUGAGUCGAGUAGAGAAAACGAUUUUAGAUUCUUGUUUGCUAUAUCCCCUCCCAUUGAAAAUUCCUGAGCUCACCACUGUUCAAGUUGUUCAGGUAAAUAAUACGACUAGUUAAAUUCUAUUUAACUAUCGGUUUAAAUAAUUUCAUAAUAAAUUCCUGUCGUUUUUUAUUGGUAGGAAAUUUAAAAUCAAUAUCUAUUUUUGACACGUGGGUUAUGCAGACAAAUAUUUAUUUAUUAUUAUUAAUAAUAAAUCCCUCAGCUCCUUCAGCACUAAUAAGAAAAAAAAAAGAAAAAGAUCAACAGUAAAUUGUUAGAUUUGAUAUUAAUAAGAUAAUAAGAAAGUAAAUAUUAAUACAUUUUUUUCGUAGGAACCAGGCUAAAUUUUUUAACUUAAUGUGAUAAUAAAUUCAACGAAUCUUAAAAACAAUUAAUUUUACUCUAAAAUAUAUAAAAUUAUAUUAUUAAAAACCGUACAAAAUAACUUCUUUUAUACCAUUUUUCAUAUUUUAUUAUCCUUCCCCGCUUGUGGUGCAUCGAAGUAUUUUUACCUUGAAUCAUCGAUUUAAGUUUCCACUUACUCAUUCCAACCCGAUAAAUACCCUUACCCUACCACUAAUAUAUUAAAAUUUAACUAAUUUCAAUAAAAGUUGUCAAAUUUAUAACAUUUUCACAGUCUAAAAUUCUUUUAAUGAAUUUUAUUUUCUAAAACCUUAAUAUUUUUUGUCAUAUUUCUGUGCACCCAGUAAAAUAAUUAAAUAAGCUUUAUAUAUUUUCUUUGAUAAUAUUUGUUUAAUGAUGUUCCGAGAAUAAUGACGAUACCAAUAAAUAGAACGUAUAAUUUUUUUUCCUGCCCAAGGUGUUGGAACGCUAGGGUUAUCAAUCGUAGAUGUCUACACGUUAUCCUGGAAUUGUAGGACGACAGUGACAACUCGAUUAAAAUAUUCUAAAUUAAUCUUAACAAUUAGAAACUGCGUGCACUCGGAUAACAAAUGUUAAUGUUUAAAUUAGGUGCAAACUAUUCGAGGGAGAUGAACGAAAAAAAUGUAGUGACUGUAUGUGUUCGAUACAGUGUUCUCGACAAAGUGAUCUGCAAUAAUAUUUCGCGAGUGGUUGAGACGUUCGAGACACUAGAUUUAUUUUUAAUCGUGAGAGCAGUACGAGCAGUGAGCAUUGCGACCAACCACCAGAGACUUGAAUGAGGGUUAGCAGUUAGUCGAUAAUAGACAGUUUACAAUCGUUAUUAUAGGUAUGUGUUUAAUAUAAAAUGAGAACACAAUUUUGUUAUUCGUUUUAAAGUUAUUAUAAAUUCCAUCGACAGCGUUUUAUGUAAUGUGUUUUAUAAACAGUUAUUUUAUUCCCCACGAAACUACAUGGACUUUUAAUCGAAUACUUAUAUUAGACCUUUCGAGACUUGGUCAAAUUCUCACAACAUACUGGCGGUUUUUUCAGUUAUUGUUUACGCCGCGGUCAGUGCGUGCAUUUUAUCGUCGUCGCCGCCACCGAAAGUUGAUAACAAUAGUGAUACGCUAAUGUCAACCGUGAUCUACGGCCGAUGUUAUCGUACUUCAUAAAAUUUAAAAUGUAGGCACAAUACCGGUUUACACAGCGAGAACGUCGUACGUUGCGUAGCAUAAAAAAAUCGCUCGCGUGUGUGUGGCGGUUGCCGACGCCGUGUCGACAAUACUAUCGUCGUCGCUCGUUAUUGUCUACCAAAAAAAGGAAGGAAUUUCGAGUAAAAAAAUAUGCUUUGUGUCUUUUUUUUUACAUGUUGGUGUUGUAAGCGUUCGCUCCAUAGUUAUCUCAGUACCGUCGCCCAGCCGCCGUGUCUCCCGUCGGAACUUUCGACGCCUUGUUCGCACCGUCGCGUCGUUGCAUGCCAAGUUUACGAGCCAUUUUCCUGUUCCGCCCCCAAGCCAUCGUGUUCGUCCAAGAAUGCACGGACGUGAAUUAAGAUAUUUGGUUCCGGGCCACGUCACCGUUGCAUGGAUUCCAGUCUCAUUAAUCGGGGUUUUACCAUUCCUUAUUGUUAUUCUUAUUUACCAUUUUUUGUUUUUUUUUUUUUUGUUUGUUUUAUACUCCAUAAUUUAGUAAUCUAUGGCACUAUCAUAGGUCAAGUUAUAUUUAAUGUAUCAAGUAUUUAUUGUUCAAUAGUAAUGGUUAUCCUAAUCUUUCUAACGCACUUAAGCCUUAAAAUGUGUUAUUUUAUUUCCUAGGAAACGCAGGCUAUGCAUCUAUCUGCAACGCGAUAAGUAAGUCAUUAGGUAAUCUUAUUUGUGUAGUUUGUCUUAUUUUACUAACGUCUGAAGACUUCAGUAAUAAAUACCUGUGGACUGUAAAUGACACAGGGGGAUUAGUUACUAUAAAAGGUAUGUAUGAUUAUCCAAAGAGUAUAUUUAAAUUCUGAAUGAUGCGAGAGAUAUAUUGGUUUUUCCAUAUUGGACGUAGAAAGUUGAGCAAAUCCUUUUAAAGUGGACUUUGAAUAUCCAAAUUCCAAAAGAUUUAAUUCUUAUAAAAACAAUUUUAAAUGCUUAAAAUCUAAACCUAAAAUCCGAUCUUUGAAAAAUAUAGACAGUUAACACAGUAAUAUUAGCAUUAAUAGUUGACAAUAAUGAAUUGGAACCGAUUAUAAUUUAUAAAUGUUAUGAAAUAGAAAAGUAAGGAAAAUUGACUAUCGUCCGGUCGAUGGUUCAAGUUUUUGCCUUUGAUGAGACAACAGCUAUUUUUCUAGCGUGCAACAAUAACAACAAUUGCUUACAAAAUUAUACUAUGUAUAGAUACAACAAAACGAUUCAAAAAUUGGAUCAAAUAAAUAUAAAAAAUUACAAAAUAUUGGUGAAAAUAACACAAGGGAGUGGUGACGUGAAAAAAAACCUUAUUUUGGAUUCCAAUCGUCAUUGAUGCAUUGUAUAUUGUCUCAGCUUCUAAAUAUUUUGAUGUUAAAACAUGUUCGGAAGCAACUUAAUUACCCUACAUCACGGUACCUUCAGAUGAAGAGAUUGGAUUUGUUGACAGCCUGGAACAUGAUUAAUACGGUGAAGCGAGAAAUUGGUAAUAUUAAUUUUAUGCAUAAAAAAAAAAAUCUGAAACUUUUUCUAAAAAAAUAAAUGAUCACUUUAUUGAUAUGUAUUUGCCUAAUGAUUUAAUUAUUAAAUAUGAACAAACUACUAUAGUAAGAAAUAUUCGAAAAAACGAAUAUAUGAAGAUGAAAUACUAUAGUUGCCUAUAGACAAAUCCAGAAUAAAUACUUUUUGAGUUAUAUUAGAUCAAAUUAAAGAACGUUUAAACAAUAAACGGGCGUUUUUCAGUUAACAAGAAGUUAAUAGCUGAUGUUCAAUUCAUGGUACCUAAGAAUUUUCACUCAAUACAAAAGGUGUUUUAAAAGAAGUAGCAGAUCUAGCAAAUAUAGAUCUUCAUCAAUUAAAACUGGACUUUCAAAAUAGUUCAAAGAGAAGAUGGAUGACAGGUAUCUAUGACGGAUAA
Molecule: messenger RNA, 3895 nt
Organism: Cinara cedri
Lineage: Eukaryota; Metazoa; Arthropoda; Insecta; Hemiptera; Aphididae
Source: the annotation of a GenBank genome assembly